Molecule: messenger RNA, 498 nt
Organism: Hibiscus syriacus
Lineage: Eukaryota; Viridiplantae; Streptophyta; Magnoliopsida; Malvales; Malvaceae
Product: dihydrodipicolinate reductase-like protein CRR1, chloroplastic
Exons: 5
Coding region: 1-498 (165 amino acids)
Cellular component (GO): chloroplast stroma
Molecular function (GO): 4-hydroxy-tetrahydrodipicolinate reductase activity
Source: RefSeq, a predicted model, not a curated record
AUGGGUUUGGAGGUUGUUAUAAAUGGAGCAGCAAAGGAAAUAGGAAGGGCUGAAGUAAUUGCAGUGACCAAAGCUAGAGGAAUGGAGGUGGCUGGUGCAGUGGAUUCCUAUUUUGUGGGAGAAGAUACAAGAAAGGUGUGUGAUAUGAAAGAGCCUUUAGAGAUUCCAAUCAUGAAUGAUCUCACUAUGGUUUUAGGUUCGAUAUCUCAUGUAACAUUUCAGUUCCAAUAUCUUUCUAAGUUGACAUUAACAGAACAUUCACCAUUGAUGCCAUACCAUUUUGAUAUCAAUGAAUUCUAUCAGUCAAAAGAAACUGGAGUCGUCAUUGAUUUUACCCAACCUUCAGCAUUUUACGACAAUGUAAAACAGACAACAGCAUUUGGUCUGAAAAGUGUGGUUUAUGUGCCUCGAAUAAAGGCUGACACAAUAUCGGCAUUAUCUGCAUUUUGCGAGAAAGCCAGCAUGGUGAGGGCAGGAGUUAUACCUGUUAUUGAAUGA